CAGCUACUAAAAUCAUACAUUCUUUUCACGUUCAAUCGUGACGAGCAAGGGGCAGUGUUGAUUACACACUCGAGUUUCUGACCGCCUGGACACACACGGUUUAGGGGCGGAGCUUUCUCGACCACUACACUCUCUAAGGCUGUCAAUCAAAAAGGCUCGCCUGCGAACAAAGGACCCAGGCUCUAUCAGCUUAUUAUUGCCGGCUGGUCGAGUUAGAUGGUACAGUACUCUACCGACCAACCGCCUGUCUCUCACAGUGUGCUUCUCUCUAGUCCACAGUCAUGGGCAAAGCAGUUUGAAUGGAGAAUUAAUCGUGAAGGAUCCUCAUGGAUCUAUGGAUUACUGUGUGAUCUUUCCCAUGGAGGACUUUCUCAUAUGGAUUUGAUAUCAACUUACAGUUGUUUGAGUGUUUCAUGAGCACACUGGCUGCAUACCCGUAAACUAGCCACACUGGCGUACCGAGCCGGACAUUUAAGUGGCGAGAGCGGAACAAAAAAUCACGGGGGUCUUCUUGGUAGGACACCGGGAAGAUGAGUUCUGUCGAACACACUGCUACAGUGGACAGGGGAUUAAAAAUGAAGAUUAAGCGUAAAAAUGUGGGACAAAGUUCUAACAAAACUGAUCAGAAGCACGAAAUUGUGAAAACUGAAAAGGAUGCCUGUAAGGCUGUGUCAAAUUCUGAAGGAAAUACUUUGCAAACAACUCAGAACUCAAACGGAGUGUUGGAGAAAUCGACAAAGCACUGUUUGCUUUCAGAGAGGGGAGACCGAUCGCCUAUGAAAAUGAAGGGGUCUCACAAGGGAGAAAAGAAAACCAAAGAAAAGGGUAAAACCGAGAGUGGGAACGUUUUAAACGGAGGCACUUCAUGUGCCGGACCUUCUAGUGUAAGUAACGGUUUGGAUGCCCUCCUCAACCAAGUUUCAAUGGAACCUCGGGUCGGUGACAGUGCUCAAAUGAAAAGGGAAAAAACAGUUAGUGAUCCUUAUGAAUUUAAUGCCAAACUUGAGGACGCAGGUCCAGGGAUAGAACUACCAAUGAAAAAGAUGAAAAGUGAGAAGGUGGAAACUGCAUCUUCUCCCAUGCAGACAUCCUGCUCUGAUGUGGGUGUAGAAACGUCCAAUGUGGGUGUGGCCACCGAUCCAGACUGCCUUGGUCCGUGUGAGCCAGGGACAAGCAUCACACUGGAGGGGCUUGUCUGGCAUGAGACUGAAAAUGGUGUGUUGGUUGUGAAUGUCACAUGGCGAGGAAAGACGUACGUUGGUACUCUGCUCGAUGCCACACGCUACGACUGGGCACCGCCAAGAUUUAACUGUGAAUCGCCUGUGAGUGACUUUGAGACACGGACACCUAAAGGUCGUGGAAAGAGGAUACGCGGCGCUGCAGGUACUCCUGUUAACGAAAAAGCCAAUUCCGAGGGAAGGAAGCUCCGAACGAAGACCCGUCGUGGGAGCAGUGCUAGUUUCCAGGCACCUCCAAGUCCUGCCCGAUCAGAUGUGUCCAUCGGUGGGGUGAAGAGGAAAGGGCGGCCUCCAGAGUUGGACUUGUCAGACAAUGCUAAAGUUAAACGGUGUCGUUCAAGUUCUAGGGGAACCCCAGGCACAGAGAGUCCAUCUCCUGUGCUUAUUGAGUGCCCUGAACCCAACUGUAAUAAAAAAUACAAACACAUCAAUGGACUAAGGUAUCACCAGACACAUGCUCAUCAUAAUCUUGGUGGAAACCAAGAUGACGAUGAUGAUGAUGGCGAGGACACUGAUGCCCCCACCCCUCCUGUCACACGGGCUGGUAAAAAGGGCAAUACAAGUGAAAGUGAGAAAAGCAAGGAAAAAGCUUCCAGUGAUAAGGACAAUGAAGAAAACAUUCCACUUAAUGAAAUAGCGGCAGCUUCCAGCAAAGCUAAGGCUGCAGCUGCUGCUGCUGCAGCAGCAGCUUCAACCUCAUCUUCUAAUCAGGAAAAGAACACUACCAAGAGUGAUAGCAAUAAAUCAGAUAGUUCAAAAUCUGAAUCCACAUCAGGGUCAUCUAAAAAGAGAGAAACUGCCGUCACCUCAACAGUGACACCUGUGACUUCAUCCGCCAAAAUUUCAGUGCCAACAACCCAGGUAUAUCAGAUCUCUGGGGCUCCUAUUGGAUGUCUGGCAGGUGUUGCUGCCUCCGUGGUAACACAGGCUGUUACCGUGGCAACCACAUCCAUAACAGCUAGCAGCCCUUCUCCAGCACCAAUUCCAGUAGCUGUCACAGCUAUGACCACACAACCUCAGGCAGCAGAACUUAUCAAAACUGAAGCCUCAAAGGACAAAACUGAUAAAACUAAAACAAAAAGUGCAACACGUCCAAUUGUGCCAGCACCACCACCUCAAGUGAUUGCUUUGUCAAGUAGUGGGACGGUCAGUCAUUCCAAUCUAUCCCCAGUUUCCACACAGAUGUCUCCUUCAAUAAGGCCAAUUCAGCCCAAGCCUACCAUUAUGGGUGAGCCAUCAGGUAUAAACCCUGCCCUAGUUUCUCUCAGGCAGGACAGGAAACCCAGAAGAAGGGAGACAGAGAAGAAACUCAAGAAAGAGAAAGAUGGGAGUAAUGGUAGUGCUCUUGUGAAUAAUAAUAAACAAUCUUCCAAAGAACAAGUGCUAAAAGAUGAUCAGUCAAACUGUAAGCGUCCAGCUGUGAUAAAAACUGCUCUUGGUCCGUCCAGACCUGGGGAGACACCUCCUCGUAAAGACAAUAUUGUGCCAAUCCAUGAGACACCAAAGACAUCUCAUGAGUCUCAGAGACCAUCCCCCUCAGGGCCUUCUGUAAUAGCAACUCAAGGACUUAUGAAAGGUGGAGAUCAGCAACAGGCAGCACGGCUGAAUCAGCCACCCAACAUGUUGAAGGUCAACUCUCCUCUGAGGGUGACCACGCCUGAUCAUGAUCGGAAAACUCCUGUAACAGAAGAUGUCCAGAGUCCAGCUUAUUCUGACAUUUCUGAUGCAAAUGAGUCAGGUUCCCCUCAACAAAAUGAGAGCCCAUCUAAGAAAGAUGAAGUUUCUAUUAAAAAGGAAAAGGUAUCUACUCCACAAGGACCACAAGGUGAUGGUAGCAUGUCAUCACAUUAUGGAAUGUAUUCAUAUUAUGGACAGCAGUAUAUGAUGCCCAAUGUUGCAGGGUCCCAUUUAUCUCCAAGUGCUCCUAAGCCCCACAUAGCAGGACAGGAAGGGAGCUCGGGCAGUGAGGACAAGAAGCAGACUGCUCUCCAAGAGGACAGGAAAGCUGGUGAAAAGAAACCAGAGGAUAAGGAUGAUGUUAAGGUGAAACUUGAAGCUGCUGGGGCUAAGCAUGCUCCUACACAAAUGCAUCCAGACUAUCAUGCUAAGUACAUGCAGCAGGUGUAUGCUCAGAUUCAUCAUCUGCCUCAUCAUGCCCAGUAUCAGUGUCUAGCAGCCUAUGGACUCAUUGAUCCCAACCAGUAUCACAUGCACAUGAUGGCUCAGGACCCUCAUGCAAGGCAACAAUAUGAGAAGGCUGCAGCUGAUGAGAAGAGGCAUCAGCAGGAACAGGGACUGAAGGACAGUGAAGGCAAUAAACAAUCUGAAACCCGUCCAUCAUCCCAAGAGCAUGGCGCUCAGCCUUCUGAGCAUCCUGGAAUGUCCAAACCACCACAGCAGCCUCAGCCUGGUCAAACACUGGGAGGUCCUCAGGGCAUGCAGGUUGAUAGGUUACAGGACAUGAAGAAGGCUGUCUCAGACAGGCCAACAGAGAGAGAAAUUAGGGAUCAGAAUUUAAGGGAGAAACAGAACGAGAACCACCAGAUCCUGAAGGAGAACAUUGAACUGAAGUCUCAGAUGGAUCGUCCUCGGCAUUUUGACAUGCAAUAUGAUUUCCGCAACCAGGAGGAAAUCAGGAGACAGCAUAUGUUUCAGCAGCAGAAAAUGUACGAACAACAAAAAAGAAAGAUGGAACUGAGUAGUGAACCUCCUGAGCUUACGAGCACAGAGGCAGGAAACAAGAAACAGGCACUGGGCAGGACAGAGGGACCGAAGGGCAUUGAACAGUUCAGGGAUACAAAGAAAGAGGUGAUUGAUGGUAGGAAAAAUGUUCAUGGACAUGAUAUGAUUGGAAAAAUGAGUACUGAUGUGAAAAUGAUGGACGACAAGUCCAGAAAUAGUGAUAAACACAGAGGGCCUUUAGAUGUGUCUAAGACCAAGCCCUCUCAUUCAGUGUCCUCAAGUGUGAGUACAUCUUCUCCUUCUAGCAAUGCACCUUCCUCCACAGCCCAGAAUGCCUCAUAUCAAUCCUACCUCCAAUAUCCUUCUUAUAUGCAGUCUCCGGUCCAUUAUGGACACAUGGGUUACGAUCCCAACAACCCAAUGUACCGAGGUGUGAACCCUCAGGUCAUGGGAUACAGUGGUACCCCUUACCUCCACUCCCCUCAGCUGGGAUACGCCAGAGUUGGGGGGCCUGGGGGAAGGGAAGGGGACAAGGAAAAGUUGGAUUCUAGUAUAAACAAAAGUGGUAGUGCUGGAAACCCUGAAUCCUUAGAAAGUGAAGGGAAAAGUGAGAGUGUUCCUCAAGGAUCUCAAUUCUACAGCAAUGUGCAUAAAAUACACGAACUUGGUGAACGAGGACGACCAAGUCCUCAUGGGUCCUCCCCAGUGCCCCAGAAACCUGGGACAGGGGAGUCUCCUGGAACAGCUCUACAGGUGCAUCAGGGGGUGGGGGAGAAGGCUCGGGAUUACUCCAACUCCCCACCCACCCAGCGCCAUCUACACACGCACCAUCACACUCAUGUGGUCAGUGGAUAUGGGCCCGCUAUGUACGAACCUAUACCAUACAAUGCUCCAAUGUUGAUGUCUCAUUCUGCUGCUGCAACUGCUGCCCUGCAACAUCCAUACAACUCCAAAUAAGGGCAUGGAAGAUGUAAAUUUGAAACCUAACCUCCAAAUAUGGUUUGGGCGAAUAUAAAAGUGGAAUUGAAAAUAUCACGAAUUGACAAGAUUGAUGGAUAAUGGAGUACCAUAUUACCCUGUGGAUAAUCUACACUGAUGGAUGUGUUGCAUGCAAAUUGUGGAAUUUGAUGGACCUACUUCUGACAUGGAAAAUGAUCCCAGCAUUAAGUGAUAAGCUUAUUUAUUUGGAUUCCAUUAAAGUUUAAGAGAUUGUUGAGCAAGUGGCAAAUCAAGUUUGUGAAGGAAAAGAUUGAAUUUGAUUUUGAAUCAACCUGAUUUCAUUGUGGAUUGGUUAUAAAGAGUGCUGUGUGGUCUGUAAACAAGAUCCAAGGGCGAAUAUUGUGAUAAAACGUUACAUUUGGUGCAGAAGGCAAAACGCCUGCAGAGGAACGCUUCAAGAAUUGGCAGCUAGCCAAUUCAAGUCUAUCAUCCUUCGAGGGAGGAAUAAUAUUUGAUGUUCUAAUUGACUUGUGCAUAAAUGUUUUAUUACUGCCAUAAUCUAAAUGGGCACAUUUCAAAUACUGUGCUGUGAAAUUUAAUCAGUCAGGGACUGUGAAUGCUUAAACUUUGAUCAGACUCGUAAACUGCAGGAGCAGUUUAAAUAAUUGAAUAUUGAAUAUUAUAACUUGUGGUGACUUAUCUCUAUCCCAUUGUGAAUAAAUGAUUACAGGAGUGGGAUUACGUACAUAUUGAACGAGAACGGCUAUAAACAUUACCCAAGAACAUAACUGACAAGCCCCAAACUAUCAAGGACAUGAUUGAUGGAUUUGAGUGUGUUCAUCCUGGGAUGUUUGGACAAUAAAUUGUGGUGUAGCAUAUAGCAUAUGUUUCACAUACAAAAUAUCCUCAACUGAGGGAUAUGUGACUCCAUACCCAGACUGCCUGUGGCUGUUGGAAGGAGGAAGGAUAUACCGGCAUGCCUAUUGUGGCUUGGCCAGUGGUAUGACAGUCAUUUUAUCUUCCUUUCUGCAAGUGUGAGCUAACCCAGAGUAGGACUCCAAACAAUGGGCCCUGGGCUAUGAGUGAACUCUGCGUGGUUCUAAUCACACAUGUGUCCUGCUUCCCUAGAACUGUGUACAUUUGUGUUCAGGAAAAACAAACAGCAUUUUAUUGUAACUCACAGCCCUAUGGUGUUACCCGAGCACUCUUCCCUUAGAGAGGGGCUUCACAAUGUGUUAUCCAGGGCAGUGUUGUGCUGGUGAUAUGGGCUUGCUUUCACCAUGAUUUGUUUGAAAAAUGCAAGGUGUAAUGAAAACAUCAAUGGACUGACUAAUGUCACUUAUUUACCAGUGCAUAACAUCAUCAAUAUUUUUUCUUUCCAAGGGACCACCCUAUACAGGCUGAUUUGAAAUAACUUCAAUAUGGCCGCCACUAUUUGUGGUUGUUGUGUAUGAGUGGAUUUCUGUGGCAGCUCGUACUAUUUGUUCCCUGGCAAGUAGAGCCAGUUUAUAUAUCCUCAUAUAAAUCUAUAGGCCAUAGCGCUUUGCUGUAGAAAGUACGAAAUCAGAAAAAAAGAGACGUUUUAUUUGUGUAUUAUUCUAUUGUUUUUCCAUGUAGAACGUUUUGCCAGUGUGAAUGGUGUGAGUGGGUGUGUAUAUAUAUGUAUGACUGUUGUGAGCUAGGCACAUUAAUCAUUAGUCAAGAUUUCAUCAUUUUGCCACCCGUUGAGGGCCCCAGUGCCCAUUAAGUUGCUUGAAUGAGUUCUACAUUGUUUGUAUAAUAAACAAACUUUAUUGAGAUCUA
This is a messenger RNA of Haliotis rubra (blacklip abalone), 6662 nucleotides long. Its product is annotated as zinc finger protein 608-like. The transcript has 6 exons. Gene Ontology annotation, cellular component: nucleus. Bases 531 to 4877 code for a protein of 1448 amino acids. Gene Ontology annotation, biological process: regulation of transcription by RNA polymerase II. The record is from RefSeq and is a predicted model, not a curated record. NCBI's taxonomy places the organism in Eukaryota, Metazoa, Mollusca, Gastropoda, Lepetellida, Haliotidae.